AACGCUAUUCACCCCCCCUCUAGCGUUGGGCCUUUAUUAUAACAAUUGGUAUCAGAGCCUUACUCUCUGAAAGACUUAACCGUUUGAGAGAAACGAUCAAUGGCUUCUACUCAAAACUUAUACGCAGGUUUAGGAGAAGGGCAAUCCACCACGAGGCCUCCAUUAUUUGAUGGAAUGAAUUACACAUAUUGGAAGGAGCCAAUGAGAAUUUUCAUCCAAUCCAACAACUUUCUCCUAUGGAGAAUUAUCAUGAAUGGGGAAGAAGUGCCCAUGAAGAAAGUUGGGGAAACCACCGUUCCCAAAACCGAAGACAAAUACGAUGCGCAGGAUAUCAAGAAAAUAGAGAAUAACGCCAAGGCUAUCAACAUUCUUUAUUGUGCAGUAAACCCAGAUGACUACCAGAAGAUCUCUUGUUGUUCCGCCGCUAAGGAAAUGUGGGACAAGCUAGAAAUCACAUAUGAAGGUACGGAUCAAGUCCGAGAAGCUAAGAUAGAUUUUCUAACCCAUGAGUAUGAACUAUUUCAUAUGAAGGGGAACGAGAAAAUUGACGAUAUGUUUCAACGAUUCUCAAAAAUCGUAAAUGAUCUUCAUGCUCUCAAGAAGACAUACACGGACAAGGAGCUUGUACGAAAAAUCCUGCGAAGUCUCACAUCGGAAUGGCGCUCCAAAGCCGAUGAUAUCCAAGAAUCUAUCGGCAUCAGCAGUGUCACCAUUGAAGGUGUAACGCCCUGCAACCCGGUCUAAUAGAAUUGAUUAAUUUAAUUAAUUAAUUACUGUUCCGGAU
Messenger RNA from Cuscuta campestris, 784 nucleotides. The record is from the annotation of a GenBank genome assembly. Lineage: Eukaryota; Viridiplantae; Streptophyta; Magnoliopsida; Solanales; Convolvulaceae.